Messenger RNA from Syzygium oleosum, 644 nucleotides. RefSeq names its product 60S acidic ribosomal protein P2-1-like. Gene Ontology annotation, cellular component: cytosolic large ribosomal subunit; ribosome. The record is from RefSeq and is a predicted model, not a curated record. Gene Ontology annotation, biological process: cytoplasmic translational elongation. Gene Ontology annotation, molecular function: structural constituent of ribosome. The coding region runs from base 115 to 465 and encodes 116 amino acids. NCBI's taxonomy places the organism in Eukaryota, Viridiplantae, Streptophyta, Magnoliopsida, Myrtales, Myrtaceae. The transcript has 3 exons.
UCCUCUCUCCGAACUCUCAGUCGGCCAUAACCAGAGCUUUUGGAAGGGUAGGCGCGCCGCCGCACAUCGUUCCUCUCGCCUCGUGCCCCGUAAAGCUUCUUCGCCGGAGCGAAGAUGAAGGUGGUCGCCGCGUACUUGCUGGCCGUCUUGGGAGGCAACACCUGCCCAACGGCCGACGAUUUGAAGGACAUCCUCGGAUCAGUUGGAGCUGAGGCCGAUGAUGACAGGAUAGAGUUGCUCUUGUCCGAAGUCAAGGGAAAAGACAUCACUGAGCUGAUUGCUGCCGGAAGGGAAAAGUUGGCCUCCGUGCCCUCCGGUGGCGGUGGUGGUGCUGUGGCCGUGGCUGCAGCUCCAGCGGGCGGUGCUGGUGGUGGCGCUGCUCCGGCUGCCGAGGCCAAGAAGGAGGAGAAGGUCGAGGAGAAGGAAGAGUCCGACGAUGAUAUGGGCUUCAGUCUCUUCGACUAAGGCAACGGAUGCCGAUUUUUGCUUACAAAAGGAGUGUCGUGGAUAUAGUCGCAAUUGUGUGGUCUCUCCCAAGUCUCUAAUAGUUGGCAGUUGUUCUUGGUUUUGUUACCGUUGGGACUCCUUGAAGUAUUUUUUUCGCUUACCUAAUGAGAUGUUUUCGGAUGCGGGAUUAAUUUUUU